UCACUCUCAUUUUUAGGGUUUCAUUCAUAUCCACACACUCAGAUCGGAGCAAGAGAGAGCCGCCGCUGCACAUUCACACACACACGACAAAGCAAUGGCUCGGAUCAAGGUGCAUGAGCUUAGGCAGAAAUCAAAGGCAGACCUCUUGAACCAGUUGAAAGAACUCAAGGCCGAGCUCGCCCUCCUUCGCGUCGCUAAAGUCACCGGCGGUGCUCCUAACAAGCUCUCCAAGAUCAAGGUGGUGAGGUUGUCAAUUGCACAGGUUUUGACAGUUAUUUCACAGAAGCAGAAGGCUGCAUUAAGGGAGGCUUACAAAAACAAGAAGCUUUUGCCUCUUGAUCUGCGUCCCAAGAAGACCAGGGCAAUCAGGAGAAGGCUUACAAAGCACCAGACAUCACUGAAGACAGAGCGGGAGAAGAAGCGGGAGAUGUACUUCCCUAUGAGGAAGUAUGCCAUUAAGGUGUAAGUUAGGAUCUUUUAUAGGACAUCUUGGUAUCAUGCAGUUAUGGACCCAUUUGUUUGACAAAUUUUGACUCGUUACUUUUUAAUGUUAUUUUUGCAAAUUUGAGUUUGUGGAUCAGUUUUAUGUGUGUAAGCUGGAAGGGUGCAUAGCACUCAAACCAGGGUGGUAGUUUCUGAUGGAAUAGCAAUUACGAGAAAGACUCUAUUCUUGUGCUAUUAUUCAAUGCUUUUUUUUUCUGGUAAAGUUUCA
Pistacia vera is the source of this 712-nucleotide messenger RNA. Its product is annotated as 60S ribosomal protein L35. Gene Ontology annotation, biological process: maturation of LSU-rRNA from tricistronic rRNA transcript (SSU-rRNA, 5.8S rRNA, LSU-rRNA); translation. Lineage: Eukaryota; Viridiplantae; Streptophyta; Magnoliopsida; Sapindales; Anacardiaceae. Gene Ontology annotation, cellular component: cytosolic large ribosomal subunit; ribosome. The transcript is spliced from 4 exons. Bases 95 to 466 code for a protein of 123 amino acids. Gene Ontology annotation, molecular function: structural constituent of ribosome; mRNA binding. The record is from RefSeq and is a predicted model, not a curated record.